Molecule: messenger RNA, 522 nt
Organism: Ordospora colligata OC4
Lineage: Eukaryota; Fungi; Microsporidia; Ordosporidae
Product: putative ATPase
Exons: 1
Coding region: 1-522 (173 amino acids)
Biological process (GO): proton transmembrane transport
Cellular component (GO): proton-transporting two-sector ATPase complex, proton-transporting domain
Molecular function (GO): proton transmembrane transporter activity
Source: RefSeq, a predicted model, not a curated record
AUGUGGAUGAUAAUAUUUUUUCUGAUCGGAGCAUACAUCCCCCUGCAUUAUCUGAACUACAGCAUUCUACAAGGAACCUCUCCAUUCCUCUCCUGCUUUGGAAUAGUAAUGUGCAUUGCACUUUCAUCAAUAGGCACUGCAAAGGGAUACCAGUCAAUCGGCAGGUACAUGAUAGGCGCAUCUAUAAAAUCACCAAGAGUAGGAACACGAGCCCUUCUUGGAAUUGUUAUCUGUGAAGCAAACUUCUUUUUCUGCUUAGUCAUGUCUAAUCUUCUGCUCAUAAGGAUGAACGAGGUCAAGUCAUACGGAGGACAAUUCAUAUUGUUCACAUCUGGAUUCAUAGCUGGUGUAUGUUCGUAUUGCUCCUCACUUGCAAGCGGCAUUAUAUGUGCAAUAAUCACAAUGAUGGACUCGAAAGAUCCAUCACUGUUCUACAAGCUUGUUUUUCUGGAAAUAAUUCCAGCAGGGAUCGGCAUUCUAGGGUUAGUUCUUGGGCUUGUACUAUCCGAUAAGGCUGUGUAG